Molecule: messenger RNA, 873 nt
Organism: Leptosia nina
Lineage: Eukaryota; Metazoa; Arthropoda; Insecta; Lepidoptera; Pieridae
Source: the annotation of a GenBank genome assembly
AUGAAUCAAGAAACUAUUGUUAGUACACGGACAGACAGAGAAAUUCGUAAAACGAUAAUAACACCCGGUGACUACAAUAUCGUCCCUUACGAAGAUUCCCGGUGUAGAAUAUCUCUAAGCGAUAUUGUUUGUAAAAACGAUACUGGACCGUGUGACAUUGAAACUGAAUGCGUUAUUUUAAGUUCCACCUUCGAUGGCAAUGUUGUUAUUGGUGAUAUGGAUAACUUUAUAGACAAAGAUUUCGAAUUAAUUCUACAACAAAUGUGCUGCGGCGAGACAUGUCUAGCGAAGAUAGUGUAUAGAAAUAAUCAAAAUGAGUUAGUCAAAGAAAUUUCUUGUGGUAUCCAUUUGAAAGAUGUAACAGAGGAACAGUUAAUUAGUGACUGGAGUUGGAAUCGAUUAUAUGAAGCAUCAAUUCAUCAUAAAGAAAAGGGUGUACAAUUGGUAAAAGAGAAAAGAAUAUUUGAUGCAUUUAGACGAUUUAGUAAGUCCUUUAAAAUGUUAGUUGCCAUUGAGCCUAUUGACCCAGAAGUUAUUGCUGAUGAGCAAGUGAAAGAGAUGACUGAAUUACGAGUAAAAUUAUACAAUAACUUAGCACACUGUCAGCUUCAAUUUAAUGAGUAUGAAGCUGCCUUGAAGUUAUGCAGUUUGGCUUUAAAAAAUGACCCUGAGAAUAUCAAGUCUCUAUAUAGGAGGUGCAUAGCAUAUGCUGGCUUGCAUAUGUAUGAAGAAGCAUGGGCUGACAUACAGCAUGUUUUGCAGAUUGAUCCUCAUGACAAGGCAGCUAAAUUAAAAGCAAAUGAAUUGAGACCAUUAAUCAAAAAAGUGAAUGAAGAUUACUCAAAUGUUAUUAAGAAAAUGUUUAUAUCAUAA